UUGGUAAUAUUUGGAUUUCACUGUAACCUUAGUGUUAUGCGUUAUGCAAUGAAUAUCGAAUGAUUGCUUUCAGAGAGAGCUGCAAACAUCAUCCUCAUCAUCAUCAUCAUCAUCAUAAAACAUUUUGUUUAAUUUGAUCUUUUAUUUUUUUUAAUAAGCUGCCGGACAUGAUGGGAUGUUGUUGAUGAGCACAACAGUCUCAACUCCAGAUGUCAGAACUCAGUCACUGAAUGUUGAUGAUGUCAUAAUUACAGUAAUCGGUACAAUGAUGCAGAAGCCAAAAAGUAAUGUACAGUAUAUUUGAAUCACACGUGGUCAGCGAAUGAGAUGGGGGCUUAUUUUGUCAUCAAGGUCACAGUUUGGUCCGUUGUAAUUCCCCGUUAGUGUUGAUACAAAACAAAAGUAUGCAAAUACGCUGAAGCUCUGCCUCUGAGGUGGGAUGAGGGUUAACUCCAUCAGACUCCAGCUCCGUGCGCUUUCGCACAACUGGCGCCAGCGGAGCGCGGGCGGAGCGCGUGGACCAGAUCGCUGCUACCGCGACAGGAACAUGUGGACGUGGAGCGAUAUUCAAGUGCUGGGUUGAAAGACCGCAGUUUUACCGGAUACAUCAUCAACAUCAGGAGCGAAGAGGCUGAUGACUUAUGGAGAACUGCGCGAGGGGAGCUCUGAGCUGAGAUCUCCGCUCCACCAUGGCAGCCAAUGAGAGUUUAGAAGCCGGCUGCAGGUCCGAGGUGCGGUCCAACAGCACCUGCAGCCAGAAGGAGCUGUCCGUCACAGCCUCCGUCAUCUCCAUGACCGUGGGCAUCCUCUCCAACAGCCUCGCCCUCUUCAUCCUCAUCAAGUCCUACCACCGCAUCCAGAUCCGGUCCAGAGCGUCUUUUGUGCUGUUUGCCAGCAGCCUGGUGGUCACAGACCUUCUGGGCCACGUCAUCAACGGCUCCCUGGUCAUUUUUGUCUACAGCUCCCAGAAGCGAUGGGAAGCCUUCGACCCUUAUCACGUGGUGUGCAGCGUGUUCGGCGUGUGCAUGGUGUUCUUUGGCUUGAGCCCCUUGCUCCUGGGCAGCGUCAUGGCGGUGGAGCGCUGCAUUGGCGUCACCAGGCCCAUCUUUCACUCCACGGUGUUGGCUCCCCACCACAUGAAAAGGCUGCUGGGCCUCACCUGGCUGCUGGCAGCCGUGGUCGCUGCUCUGCCUGUGCUGCUGUGGAGGCCCUACAAGGUCCAGAGCUCCAGGAGCUUCUGCUUCUUCCACAUGGAGGAGCCCAAAGACUGGCUGGACGUGUCGCUCCCUCUCCUCUUCUCGCUGCUGGGUCUGUUUGCGCUGCUGGUGUCCAUCGUGUGCAACGCUCUGACGAGCUGCACUCUGCUGCAGGCCAGACUGCGCCGCAAGCUUCACCGCAGAGGAACGUCCUACCACGUGGAGAUGAUCUGCCAGCUCCUGGCCAUCAUGUUGGUGUCGUGUGUGUGCUGGGGCCCAUUACUGAUUCACGUUACGAUCGUGAGCACCAGGAACAAGGUGGAGUCGGCUUCGUUCAGCCUGCUGAUGGUGAUACGCAUGGCCACAUGGAACCAGAUCCUGGACCCCUGGGUCUACAUCCUACUGAGGAGGGCUGUUUUGAAGAAAAUCUUCCUGCUGUUCUACUGCUGCUGGGGCUCCGAGUCCCGCAGCCUACACCGCUGGCAGUGUAGCAUGCUCCGCAGCUCAGUGGAGACCAGCAACUCCGGUGCUGGCCCGAAUCAGUAUCAGUUCCCCGACAGACGUCCUCUGUCAGACACUGGGAUCAAAUGCAUCACCUGAACCUUACAGGAGUCCGUGAGGGCCUCUCAGAUGAGUCUAAAGAGGUUUGUCUCUGUGAGCUGGUCGUGUUAUGGUGUAUUAUUUAACGUAGGCUUAAAUAUUCUCAGCUAUUUUUACUUUUUACUUUAAAAGCUGCCUAAAGUGUCAAUGCUUGGAAAGUGGUGAUUUAAUCAUUUCAUUGCAGGCUGGAUGUUUGUUGUUGGUGUUUGUUUUACUGUGUCAUCCCCAUUGUUGCUUUUCAUAUUGUUUUGAAGCAUACACGUGAUUAAUUAUAAUAAUGAUUCAUGAUAUAAUCAAUUUGUUAUUGACUACAGUACAUGUGACGCAUUCCUCUGUGGUGCUUCUCUGUUAUGAUGUGUUUACGUAGCUUCAGCAGAACACAGAACUGCCUACAAUAACAGCAACAGCAAAUGUGAACCACUGUACGGACAAUAAGCGUAACAAUAAGUGACACAAUAUUUACAUAAUGCAAAAAAGUUUAGACUGUGUCAUCAAAGGACAGUUAGUGUCAAUGAACACAAUAAAUGUGGAAAAUGUAUACUCCUUUUUUCUAAUGAAAACGUUUUUUCUGUUCCCAUUUGUUUAUAAGUAAAAUGUGAGCGACAUCAUGAUGUAGGAGUUAUUGCAUUUGAUGCGUCUUACAGUGUUAAGACUGUGUGAAAUUCGAACAUGUCUGUUGGUGGCUUACUGUACAGUACAGUAUAUGUUGAAACAGGAACUGUGACGCGUUUGUGAAAUGCCUAAACAAAUAAAAACCUGAUCGAAUAGACUGAAUGUUAUGCUGUUUCAUAAUUCUUUUGUUUCAUUGUUUCAUUAUUUGAACAUAUAGGCAUGGGAGUAAGUAAUGUGUGUUGUGUGGUAAAGCAAAAAAGAGCUAUGUUGAAUAAAAGAAGCUAAUUUCAA
Molecule: messenger RNA, 2699 nt
Organism: Betta splendens (Siamese fighting fish)
Lineage: Eukaryota; Metazoa; Chordata; Actinopteri; Anabantiformes; Osphronemidae
Gene: ptgfr
Product: prostaglandin F receptor (FP)
Exons: 3
Coding region: 690-1796 (368 amino acids)
Biological process (GO): positive regulation of cytosolic calcium ion concentration; adenylate cyclase-activating G protein-coupled receptor signaling pathway; inflammatory response
Cellular component (GO): plasma membrane
Molecular function (GO): prostaglandin F receptor activity
Source: RefSeq, a predicted model, not a curated record